AUGGCACUGCCGACAGUUGGCGAGCGGCUGAAGGUGCUGCCGUCAGUGACUGCAGCUGCCCUUGAAAAUGCCGUCGAAAAAGGGUUGCGGCAGAUGGGCCACAACACACUCGGCAUGCUGUGCAGAGGACUGGAGGAAUGCUCAUGGAAGACGGCCCUGGGCAAACACAUCCAGGAGGUCGUGUUCCUCGCUCCGAUCUUGAACCGUAUCUUCGAGAUCUGCACCAAUGGCUUGAUACCCCAUGCCUUGCUCCAGACUGCUUUGCUCGGCCUGUUCAAGAGGGACAUCCUGGUACUACAGGCUCCACAGCAGAAGUUGCCAGGCUGGGAAGACUCGUCGCUGCAGUACUUCAACCUGAGAUUCAGAAUGCUGGCCGGCAAGAUUCGGGAUGUUGCCACCGGCAAGGAAAAGAUGCCCAAGAAACUCGACAAGCAGGCACUUCAACAGGUGCAGGCCCUCUGCUUGCAGAUCAACCCGAAGUUCAAAAUGGAGGACAUGGUGCAGCCAUCGGAGACAGUGCCGCUGAAAGGUGUACUUGCACUCCAGGACGGGCCAGCGAAGGAUGCCGAGACGGAGCCUGCAGCAGCAGUCGUACCUGCACCUGUCACUCCUCCGGUGUCCCAUACCCCCGCUUCUGGCAGCAUGGGCUGCAUGCCAAGGGCAUCUGGAAGCAUGGACUUCAUGCAAAGGGCGACACAGCAAGCUUUGCAGAAUGCCUGGGCAGCCUCUCCGGCCAAGCCCCUCACCAAGAAGCAGAAGGAGGCGGCUGUCCAGAAACGGCCUGCGAGCAAAGCUCCAGAAGCCUCGCCGAAGAAGCGGCCUGCUGCCAAAGAUCCAGAAGCCGGCACAGCUGCCAAGAAGCAGAAGGAGUCUGUUAACCCUGCCCCUGUGCACGGCCGCGACGAGGAGGAGCUCUACCAGGAGGCGAUCAGCACUAUUAUCUCUCAGGCCGUGUUUAAAGACACGGAAAGUAGGAACCACUACACAUCUAGAUUUUACGGCAAGGCGAAGAGGCUUGCUCUUGGCCACGGCUUGAGCAAAGAGAAGGCCGUAGAGUGGGCUCGCAAAGCCCACUCGAAAGGCAGCGAGCUCUGGGAUGAAAAGUUUCACUGCGAGUGA
This is a messenger RNA of Symbiodinium sp. CCMP2592, 1119 nucleotides long. The record is from the annotation of a GenBank genome assembly. NCBI's taxonomy places the organism in Eukaryota, Dinophyceae, Suessiales, Symbiodiniaceae.